Messenger RNA from Vespula pensylvanica (western yellowjacket), 1214 nucleotides. RefSeq lists its product as uncharacterized. The coding region runs from base 125 to 754 and encodes 209 amino acids. NCBI's taxonomy places the organism in Eukaryota, Metazoa, Arthropoda, Insecta, Hymenoptera, Vespidae. The transcript is spliced from 3 exons. The record is from RefSeq and is a predicted model, not a curated record.
GCGUCCGAUGACGAGUUUACAUUCGUAGAGACCGGUCGGCAACAUGUCGGCGGUAGCCGAAAGCGUAACACCAACCAAUCAUCUUUAAGGUGAUUAAUAACAAUCGCAUAAAUGACAUCGGACAAUGACGCGUUUCAAAAUUCAAAGGAUGAAGUUUUUUAUAUUUUUGUCGAUCUUUCUACUCGGUCAAAUCGCGGUGUGCAGUGGAACCUUUCGAGAAAGAAGUGUCGGGCGUGAAGGCUCCGUAGCGAAAAGUGUCAUAAACGGUGAAGUUUUGUCCUCGUCUAUAGAAAAAAAGCAGCAUAAUGAAGCACCCUCUUCGUCAUUGCUAUCGUCUUCUUCGUCACUGACGAAAGUCAUCGAUGACGGGAAUAUGGGCGGCAAUGAAAAGCCGCCGAACAACAUAACCUCCAAAUCGUUCGUCGAAGUUUCGAAUGGAACGAUACAGACAACGACGUUAGCGUCAAAAGAGCACAUAACAGAUGGUCAUCUAACGUCCUUGAAUUCUGGAGCUCUCCUACGUGGCUUUUGCGUCUUUAUAGGAUUGAGCAUUUUGGUCAUGGCCUAUAUCGUGUUCCGUAGCUUUAGGUUCAGUAAAACACGGGCACAGAUGAUUCGAAAGUACGGUAUUCUUGCUCAUAGGCAAGACGUUGAAAUGCGACCAUUACCGUUAGAAGAAGAAGAUGACGAAGAUACUACUGUUUUUGAUGCCAGCAAUGUUUUAACUAAUAAUGCUCAACAUCAAAACUUGUGAGAAUGUUUCUGUUAGGAACAUGACAUUUUCUAAGCUUUUAUGUAUGGUACGUUAACAAUACGCCUCUUCGAUAGUUUGUUAAAUCGAACUAUUCUUUUCAUUAAUGGCAUUUGUACAAAACAAGAGAAACAAAAUACUUCAUAGUUAUCUCUUUAUUUAACAGCAUCGUGAUAUUGCUAUCAAAAACACAAUAUAUUCGUGCGUAUUGGCUACAUUGCUAUAUUGCAUUAAUUGUAUCAUUAUCGACAAAAUGUUCUUUAUCUUUGCAAUGCAAAUAUAUAUAUAUAAUACUAUCAAAUUUGUGGCACCCACUGUUCGUGUAUUAAUAAAAAAUAUCGGGUUGCCUAAUCUACUACUACACAAAGUAAACUAUGUUGUUAUAAUUAAAAUUAAACAAAUACAGAUUAUCUCUAUUUUAUUUAAUGCUAAACAUUUAAUAAAAAUUAUGUAUAAAAUUGUA